This is a messenger RNA of Stegastes partitus (bicolor damselfish), 1726 nucleotides long. RefSeq lists its product as uncharacterized. The record is from RefSeq and is a predicted model, not a curated record. The coding region runs from base 213 to 1166 and encodes 317 amino acids. The transcript has 6 exons. NCBI's taxonomy places the organism in Eukaryota, Metazoa, Chordata, Actinopteri, Pomacentridae. Gene Ontology annotation, cellular component: nucleus. Gene Ontology annotation, molecular function: DNA binding; transcription corepressor activity. Gene Ontology annotation, biological process: negative regulation of Notch signaling pathway; positive regulation of neuron differentiation.
ACGUAUUUAGUCGGUGACCUGCUACGCGGCUGUUGAAAUAUAGCCGUAAUCAUAUCAGGAUCUAUGUACUGUACUACUGCAGUAGUACUACUGCUUCCUCUACUACGCAGUAUUUCCAUGUACUGCGCUGUCUUUGUCCUCAGUGGCUGUGUUUACACUUUAUCGUUGGAGUCAGCCUGAGCGGCCAGAUUUCCUCCCCCACCCUGCUCGCUAUGCCACCCAAGAGAGACGCAGGAGCAACUUCAGCACAACCCCCAGUGAAGAUGGUGAAGAUCGGCAACGUUGCAGAUGCGCCGGAUUUUGGCUGCGAUCCAAUGGAGGAGAAGUACAGGCUGGCCGACGAGAGCGGAUACUCACCUUUCCCCAACAACGAGCCCGAGACCAUCGACUUUGAUGAGGAAAACAUUGCCAGUCCAGGCAUCAGGACAGACACCAUCAGCCUCCUCAUGAAGAUAGAGCAACUGCAGGCACAACUGAAGUAUGAGCGCAGGUGUAGAAUUUUGGCAGAGAGAGAGCUGAGGGAACUCAAAGAGAUGAACACCCUCAUGAUGCAGAUGAGGCACACCGCCCAUGAACUCCGAGUCACUCUGGAUCACGUCCUCCAAGGAGGCGAGGCAGCAGUCGCGCCAGAAAACUCUGAUGAAACCAUCUCCUUCCUGACCGAGCCUGAGGCCGAGAUGAGAGCGGUUCACAACAUACCAGAGGAUGAUCACAGCUUCCUUUAUAUCUCUGAGAAUCUUCGAGUGCCAAAAAGUCUUUAUGAGCGCAUUGCCGAAAUCGCAGACUACAAAAAGUACACUUCAGCACUGCUGAUGAUGCUGUUUGACAGAGAAACUCUGGCCACGCACUCCCUGCAGGGCCGGAGGAACACCUUCACAGGAGAGGACAGCCACAAGCCUCAGCUCCCUCCUGAGAUUUUGAAAAGUAUAAUUGAUCACGUCGCAGUCAAGUUCGGUGUCGACUGCAGCCAGAUUAAAACCGCAAUCCGCACAAAGUUAAAUAACGAGGACAAAUUAUUGAAGAAGAGACUGGGGUUGGUUAAAACCGAAAACAAAGCGAUUAUCGACCAGGGCUUUUGCCAAGAUGCUUCGCUUCUGCCCGAAAACGGAGCGAUGACAAACGACCUGCCUGAAAACGGAGUCCUGACGAAUGACUCCCAGUUAUAGCCUUCACAGUCUGCCUUCAUCUGUCGGCCACCGGUACUUCACGUCUGAUAGAAAUGUGUGACGAGUUGCCUUUUUAAAAACCCACAUCUAGUUUAUUCACCAUUGAAAUCUAGUGCUCUAAGUGUUUAACACUAUUUUAGAAUUCUAUUUUUUUUACUUUCACUGUUGUCUGUCGUAGGUUGGAAACGUGUAACCUGGUUCAGUAGCUCUAUAAAAUGUACUUUUCAGUGGUUAAAAACAAAAAAAAAGUGUUUAUUAUUUAAGUUUCGUUAUCGUGUUUGAGACAAUCUGUGGUUGUAUCUUGACAGGUGUGUGAAAAUGUCCAGCAUUUCUACUUUCAGUCAGCUGACCUUUGUAUGUGUACGUAGGACAUUUGAAAACGUGAUGGUAUCAUAGGUUUGUACUCUGCUGUUACUGACAAACUGUGCUUUCCACCAGACUGUGUUUCUAGAUUUGCCGUUUUAAAACAUGCUGUAACUCUUCCUUCCUCCACGACAUCCGUUUAUCUUGUCUUUGUUGUGCUUCACCAUGUAAGGGCCAAUAAACAUUUGGAGCUGAUA